Messenger RNA from Prorocentrum cordatum, 444 nucleotides. NCBI's taxonomy places the organism in Eukaryota, Dinophyceae, Prorocentrales, Prorocentraceae. The record is from the annotation of a GenBank genome assembly.
AUGGCCAUGAUGGAAUCCUUGGUGAAGCAGGACAUUGGAGCCAAGAGCAAGGAAGAGUUAACGGCGGCGAUCCAGGCGAUCAACGAGCUCGACGCGUACGAGGCCCAGGACAUGAACAUCGACGUGCACAUGAAAUUACGGCUAGCCUCAAACAUAUAUGACAACGCGCUGCUAACUGGGGAAAAGGGGAAACGGCACACCUGGCGAACGCUGAUGUCCUCCAGGCGUUCGACCAGUGCAAGGUGGCCAAUGUCAGGCGUGGGUUGGAUUAUGCCGAUGUGCUCUUGUGCCUGCAGUAUGCUCUACUCAACCCCCUGUGUGAGUGUGUCGGCACUGUCUAUUAUGAUGGGAUUGAGGUUUUGGAGGUGGAGUGGGGCAAGUGUAUUCGGACGGGGGGGCCUGAGGGCCCAGUGGCUUUCAAUCUUAUCGUCGCCGCUAUGUUGA